AUGCAAUCCCCUAUAGCCACGGAACGAUUACUGGCGACGACAGAUCACCUUAUCAGAUCGCAGCAGAACCUAAGCGAUCGUCAACAGCCAUGGAUCCACCCUCGAUUAAUCCAGAGCGUGGACCCGAUCAAGGGCCGCCAGCUCCGAGUGUCCCAACCCGUGCGAAAGGGAGAAUUAUUGCUUGUGGACCUGCCCUAUGCGCUCAUCCCGGUCGUGGAUCACCCGGACCAAAGUGAAGACAUCCGCUGUAGCAAUCCUGCUUGUCAUAGACGUGUUGCUCGGACCGUAGAGCGCGUAUCUUGCCCGACCCGAUGCUCGGCCGAUGCGGUCUGGUGCAACGCAUCGUGUCGGGAAGCCGACAAUCUCCGCCAUGGGGUUGAAUGCACCUGGUUAAAGAAAUACGCGACCUCCAUACGCUCGAAAUGGGGCGAGUAUGACUUCGGCAUGCUGUGGCUCAUCGUGCGCAUCCUUGCCAACCGGCAUGUGGAAUUUCACAACACACCCUCAAGCGACAAAACUGGUCCCGACCCCAGUUCUUUCGAGACGGGUUGGAAUGCGAUCCAAUCGUUCUGCGGGUCGCAAGAGACCUGGGCUCACUCCCAAGUGCGACAUUGGGCCCUGUUGGUCAAAAAGUAUCUGGGAAACAGCCCGUCCCUACCACAUGGCAUGACCUCCGGCGAGGUGCUGGACCUAAUCUGUCAAGAAGAGGCCAAUUCAUUUGGCCUGUAUCCGAGGGAGACCGGAGCGUUUCCACUCCCGGAGCCUGCAGUCGAUCGCGGAGAGCAGUUCGGGGCUGGAGUAUACCCGACUGCAGCUCUGGCGAAUCACUCUUGCUCUCCGAAUAUAAUGCAUAAGCCGGAUAAUCAAAGUCGAAUGGUCUUUGUCGCUUCAAAGGACAUAGCCACCGGCGAGGAGUGCUGUAUAUCGUACUUCGAUCUGUCGAAGAAGGUCGAGCUCCAAGAUCGAAGGGAGCAUCUUCAAGGGUCGUUCCGCUUUGUUUGCAAGUGCAAUAGAUGUGUCUCGGAGGAACCUCCUCAGGAGGAGGUGCAAUGGGACGAGUUUCCGUCUAUGGAGGAUUUCUAG
Messenger RNA from Aspergillus bombycis, 1083 nucleotides. Its product is annotated as SET domain-containing protein. Lineage: Eukaryota; Fungi; Ascomycota; Eurotiomycetes; Eurotiales; Aspergillaceae. The transcript has 2 exons. Bases 1 to 1083 code for a protein of 360 amino acids. The record is from RefSeq and is a predicted model, not a curated record. Gene Ontology annotation, molecular function: protein binding.